GAAAAACAUUAUAAAAAAAUAGCAAACAUGAAAUGCCGGGUCAAAAGUAAAAUAGACAUAAAUAAAACAGGCAACAAAAAGAUUAUUUUAAAAAACUGGGAAGCAGAAUUAUCCUCAUUGCUUUGUUCGGAUUGUAAUCCCUCAACAAACAAACUUCCUGUUCAUCUUUUUCUUGGAAGCAAUGGCGACAACUGUACGCUGUCUGUCAAUACAUUAGAAGAGACAUCAGCAACAACAACAUCAGAAACAAAAACCACAGCAACAUCAGCAGCAGAAGAGCAAAGAAAGCGCCGUUGCACUGAUAGCGACGAUCAAACUGUUAACAAAAAGUCAACAGCAGUUUUGAGUCGUUAUGAGACUGAUGAGACAAGGCAGUUAAAUUUUCAAAGUCUGCAGAGGCUUGUUUUCUUAAAGCAAAACAAAGUUCUUUCCGCAAAAUUACAGAUUUUGUAAGAAAAACUUGGGGAAAGAGGG
Messenger RNA from Bactrocera tryoni, 474 nucleotides. RefSeq lists its product as uncharacterized. The record is from RefSeq and is a predicted model, not a curated record. The transcript has 3 exons. NCBI's taxonomy places the organism in Eukaryota, Metazoa, Arthropoda, Insecta, Diptera, Tephritidae. The coding region runs from base 28 to 453 and encodes 141 amino acids.